This is a messenger RNA of Diuraphis noxia (Russian wheat aphid), 2055 nucleotides long. It is a transcript of the gene foxo, whose product is annotated as forkhead box, sub-group O. Gene Ontology annotation, biological process: regulation of transcription by RNA polymerase II. The record is from RefSeq and is a predicted model, not a curated record. Gene Ontology annotation, molecular function: RNA polymerase II cis-regulatory region sequence-specific DNA binding; DNA-binding transcription factor activity, RNA polymerase II-specific. Lineage: Eukaryota; Metazoa; Arthropoda; Insecta; Hemiptera; Aphididae. Gene Ontology annotation, cellular component: nucleus.
CCACAGUUGUACUCCACACUCCACCGGCCCACUGCGCGGUACACACACUCAGAGUCAGAGCGUACGUCGUCGCCGCCACCGACUGCUGCGUCGUAGUGUCGUCCUCGUGACUUUUCCCCCGCGCGCGUUCUCGUUACGUCGCCGACACAUAUCGUCAGUACUCAGUUGCGGCGCAAUUAGUGUGCACUCGUGACGUCCGCGUUUCGUAGCGUGUUUCUGUCUGGUGUGUGUGGUUUUACAUCCGCGAUUUAAUAUUGUUAUUAUAAUGUGUACAUGUAUGCAGUUCAACAUAUUUUAAAUACAUACACCACGCAUUAUAUAUGUACGAUGUCAUUGUAACUUCUCCGUGUUUGAACAAUUGAAACGAUUUUUUUGUAUUCUGAAAAUAAAUUUUUCUCUUUUUCAUCUUUUUAACUAUUCGUUUUUUUUCUCCGUGUUUACGCUCCAGACUCGGGUUAUAAUACGUUAACCGGUUUCACGUGUGAGUUUUUAUUUUUUUUCUAAAUACAAGUCAACGUAUUCCGUCCGUCGUUUUUAAAGAGGAAAGACGUUCGACUCGAGGGCCAUGGAUUACGGUUUAGAGCCGCAGCAGAGGGCCAGGUCCAACACUUGGCCCUUGCCCAGACCGGACGCCGAAGACGGCGGGCCCCAGAUGCCCGAGGGCAGUCCCCCGCAGUUGUUGGACAUUGUCACCGACGUGGGUGGAAACGGUGGCACUGCCGGCACCGUUGGCGGAGUGCCGUCGCCGGGGUCCGGGCUGCACCCGCCGCAACAGCAACAAGGCGCCGGCAUGGUCGCCGGGCCGGUCAAGAAGACGUCCAGCCGGCGAAACGCCUGGGGUAACCAGUCGUACGCGGAYCUCAUCACUCAAGCCAUCAGCUCGGUGCCGGAACAGCGACUCACUCUAUCCCAGAUCUACGAGUGGAUGGUGCAGAACGUACCGUAUUUCAAGGACAAGGGCGACAGCAACAGUUCGGCCGGAUGGAAGAACUCUAUACGUCACAAUCUGUCACUUCACAGCCGGUUCGAAAAGAUACAAAACGAGGGCACCGGCAAGUCGUCGUGGUGGCAGAUCAACCACAACGCUAGCCGGACGACCGGCAAGUCCAGGCGCCGCGCCACGUCCAUGGAGACGCCCAAAUUUGAGAAAAAACGUGGGCGCGUCAAGAAGGUCGUCGAGGCCAUCCGUAACGGUCUGCAACCCGAGAACACGCCUAGUCCUAGCUCUUCGAUUUCUGAAAACUCUGACAUGAUACCCGUGUCACCCCUCAGGAAUUACCAAUUCAGUCCCGACUUCAGAGCGCGGGCUUCGUCGAACGCUUCGUCCACUGGCCGUCUGUCACCGAUAUUCAGCGAGCAGCUCACUGCUGACUAUGGCCUGGACUCGGUGGCCGAACAGGGCCAGGCCGACCAGCUGGCCGGCACGCUGGCACAGACCGUUCGGCUCUCUCAGCCGCUGCAGACGCUCGAAAGCUACAGAGACGUGUUCUUGGACAACCGUCCACCCCCGCCGCCGUACAGUAGCUUGUCGAUCCAGUCGUGUCCUAUCCACGGUUACCAAGGGUGUUCGUGUUUCAAUCUCAACCAGCUCGAGAACACUUACAUAAAACAGGAGUGUAUAUCGUUCGACAACAUGUUGAACGACCAGCAGGAUGACAACAUGUCCGCCACCGUGGUCGGACAAAUAAUGGGAUCGUCACAUCUGUCAUUCGACGAGCUCAACAUAAACUUGGACAAAUUUCCGCCGGUCGAAUGCAACGUGGAUGAGGUGAUCAGCCACGAAGUCAGUCUGGGCGGCUGCUUGGACUUUAACAACUUCAAUCCACCGGUACAACAGCAACCGUCGGUAUCCACCACACAGACAUUGUCAUCCGUCAGUCACGACCAAUCGUCGUUCACUUCCGGACAACAUUGGGUCCAUUGAACAGUUGAAAGAAAUAUCCGAGUUCUGUGGGAAAAGUUAAAGACAAGUCUAUGCAAAUGUUUUAAUUAUGUCGUCCCAGAUAAUUUAUGUUAAUUUUCAUUGUUAUAAUCAUAAUAAUUAAUAAUACAUAA